AUGGUCUACGGCUCGCUCGGCAGAAAAAUCGUGCUUCCGGCGUCCAGCGACGAGGAGGCCGCGGACGUGUACGGCGAAGCGAGCACCGUGGCUUUGAACGCGUCGCAUCACAACAGUGGCGGCAGCUGCAGAGUUGUGGUCACAAAGCCGGAGUGGGCCGGCGGGCUGUUCGACGACCUCGCCGACGACCCGACGGUGGCGGCGCUGUCCCUGACGUGCACGUUCUGGGAUUUCUCGUGCUAUUGUUACACAGUGGUCGGGGCGCUCUCAGCAUGCACAAGGUUGGGUGCAUUGGAUUUGGGACGGCGGGCAGUCGAGGUGCUGCACUGGGAUGAGUUUCUUGACAACCCAGUCCUGGGGACUGCACUGAUCGAUAUGUAUGCCAAGUGUGGGAGCACAUGUGACGCAUGGACGGUGUUCCAGCAGAUGAGGAAGAGAGACAUUAUUGUUUGGAAUGCAAUGAUCCUGGGGCUUGGCAUGACUAGCCAUGGUAAGACUGCGCUCGCGCUUGUCGGUCAGAUGGAGAAGUCAGGCAUGACACUGAACGACAAUACCUUCAUUGGAUUGCUCUGCAGCUGUACACAUACUGGCCUAGUUCAAGACGGGCGGCGCUCUUUUUUUAACAUGACUCAGUCAUACCAUAUAAGCCCGAGGAUCGAGCACGAUGGUUGUAUGGUCGACCUACUAAGUCGUGCAGGGUUGCUGGAGGAAGCUCAUCAGCUGAUUGAAGACAUGCCAAUGCAGGCAAAUGCUGUUGUAUGGGGGGCACUCCUUGGUGGUUGCAAGAUCCAUCGGGAUGCUGACCUUGCUGAACAUGUGUUGAAGCAGCUAAUCUGGCUGGAGCCCUGGAAUUCUGGAAACUAUGCCAUGCUCUCUAACAUAUACUAUAACAGUGGAAGAUGGGAAGAUGCGGCAAAGCUCAGGUUGGAAAUGAAGGCGAAUGGGGUUGAGAAAGUCCCUGCAUCUAGCUGGGUUGAGUUUAGUGGUAAGGUUCACGAGUUUCAUGUUGGAGACAAAUCACAUCCCCUGUCAGAUCAAAUUUAUGCAAAGCUCGAUGAAUUGGGCAUGGGAAUGAAGGCCAUGGGUUAUAAACCAACUACAGAGGUGGUGUUGUUUGACACUGAAGAUGAGGAGGAGGAGCACACGCUUGUGGAUCACAGCGAGAAGAUUGCCAUUGCAUUCAGCCUCCUCACAACUGGACCAGGAGAGACCAUUAGGGUCACCAAAAACCUCCGAGUGUGCAGUGGCUGCCACACCGCCAUCAAGCUCAUAUCGAGGAUAACCCAUCAUGAAAUUAUUGUUAGAGAUAACAAUCGAUUUCACUGCUUUAGAGACAGUCAUUGCUCUUGCAAUGACUAUUGGUAG
Molecule: messenger RNA, 1365 nt
Organism: Phragmites australis (common reed)
Lineage: Eukaryota; Viridiplantae; Streptophyta; Magnoliopsida; Poales; Poaceae
Product: putative pentatricopeptide repeat-containing protein At3g08820
Exons: 3
Coding region: 1-1365 (454 amino acids)
Biological process (GO): RNA modification
Molecular function (GO): zinc ion binding; protein binding; RNA binding
Source: RefSeq, a predicted model, not a curated record